AGAACGCUUAAUCUGACACUCGUAGGGCGCAGAGUGGUGAAGAGCAGCAGUAUAAAGAGGUCAGGAUGUUGCUGCGAUCGCGUCUCCUGCCCUGGCGAGGUAGGAGUCAACUCAUAUCUGCCGCCGCAGCAAUGUCGUUCCCAUUCCCCGCUCCACGCUCUCCCACUUCUCUUCGAUCACUACCACGCAACAAUAUGUCUACAGCAUUGAACACGGACAAAAUCGAGAGCGAAGCUCACCACCUGUCCAAUGGCUCCAAUGGUGCUCACGUCCCGGUCAACAAUUGGGCUGCUCCAGGACCAACAGCAUUCGACUUUCGAAGCGACACCAUAACGACACCCACCACCCGUAUGCUCGAAGCAAUCUCCGCCACCACCCUCUUCGACGAUGUCUUCCAAGAAGAUCCAACCACCAACUCCCUCGAAGCCUUCAUAGCCGACCUCACAGGCAAAGACUCCGGCCUGAUGGUCAUGAGCGGCACCAUGGGCAACCAGAUCGCCAUCCGGACCCACCUCGGCGGUCCACCGCACAGUGUCGCCGCCGACGCCCGAUCACACAUCAUCGAGUGGGAAGCAGGCGGCGUGGCGUCGUUGUGUGGAGCUAUGUUGAAACCUGCCACGCCGAGUAAUGGAAAAUAUGUCACACUGGAGGAUCUGAAAAAAGUGGUGGACCUGCGGGAGGAUGUGCAUGGAUGUCCGACGAAGUUGAUUAGCUUGGAGAAUACCAUUGCGGGCGUGGUGGUGCCACUGGAGGAGUGCCAGAGGAUCUCGGCGUGGGCGAAGGAGAAGGGUUUGAUCAUGCACCUGGACGGCGCGAGGAUAUGGGAGGCUGUCGCGGCUGGUGCGGCGUCGUUGAAGGACUACUGUGCUUGCUUUGACAGCAUUUCGCUGUGCUUCUCCAAGGGACUAGGAGCACCGAUUGGGAGCAUCAUUGUCGGGACGAAAGCGUUCACCGCAAGGUCGAGAUGGGUGAGGAAGUCUAUUGGAGGUGGCAUCAGACAAGCUGGCGUGAUCACCGCUGCGGCCAGAGUGGCUGUGGAAGAUACGUUCCUCGGAGGAAAGCUACAAGCCUGCCAUGCACGUGCGAAACAAAUCGGCGAGCUGUGGGAGAGCUACGGCGGCAAGACGACGAACCCAGUCGAGACGAACAUGGUGUGGCUUGACCUCGAAGCGGCAGGUGUGACGGCGGAUCAGUUCGUCGAGAUGGGUCAAAAGGCUGGUCUGCGAUUGCUGGGUGGACGUCUAGUUGUGCACUACCAGAUCAGCGAUGAAGCUGUGAAGAGGCUGGAUACACUCUUCCAGGCUGUGUUGAAGGGCAAGGCGUUGGAUGGCGAUGUCAGUCUGGACACAGAGAGACUCAAAAAGUCGGCGCCGCUGUACGGCUGA
Zymoseptoria tritici IPO323 is the source of this 1385-nucleotide messenger RNA. RefSeq lists its product as uncharacterized. Lineage: Eukaryota; Fungi; Ascomycota; Dothideomycetes; Mycosphaerellales; Mycosphaerellaceae. Gene Ontology annotation, molecular function: L-allo-threonine aldolase activity. Gene Ontology annotation, cellular component: cytosol. The record is from RefSeq and is a predicted model, not a curated record. Bases 66 to 1385 code for a protein of 439 amino acids. Gene Ontology annotation, biological process: glycine biosynthetic process; L-threonine catabolic process. The transcript has 2 exons.